This is a messenger RNA of Sparassis crispa, 852 nucleotides long. RefSeq lists its product as hypothetical. NCBI's taxonomy places the organism in Eukaryota, Fungi, Basidiomycota, Agaricomycetes, Polyporales, Sparassidaceae. The transcript has 3 exons. The record is from RefSeq and is a predicted model, not a curated record. The coding region runs from base 1 to 852 and encodes 283 amino acids. Gene Ontology annotation, molecular function: protein kinase activity; ATP binding. Gene Ontology annotation, biological process: protein phosphorylation.
AUGCCCCUACUUCGCUUUCCAGCUCUUCAUUCUCGCGAUCCUAUAAGUUUCUACGGCUUAGAAGCCAUCGACGAGCACACGUAUGCCGAUAUAACUCUCACCGACGUGAAGUCUAUACACGAGGGCAAACGGUUGUCGGUGGUAUAUCGCGCCACCGCUCAUGCUACAUCUCCAGAGCUGGCGUCACAAGAUGUCGUUUGCAAGGUCGCCUACGGCCGUCGAUCCAGGGACAGCUUGCACCACGAAGCCAGAAUAUAUGACAAGCUUCGCGCUCUACAGGGUCGAGUAAUUCCUCGGUGCUUAGGCUUGUACGAAGGUGAACUGGAAGACGGACUUGCGGCCUGCUUACUCCUGGAAUACUGUGGGGCGGAACUCGUCAAAAUUUUGUGCUUUAGGGCCAGGGAACGUCAAGUGCUCGAUUCCCUACAGGAGAUACACCGCCAUGGCGUCCAACACAACGACGUCCGCGAAUGUAACAUCGUCGUAAGCGAGGGCGGACGGCCUAUCAUUAUCGAUUUCGACGUCGCGCAAGAGCACGACUGCAAGCUCCAGAUGGAUAUCAAAUUCGACCAAGUGAAACCCGACGUCUACGAGUUCGGCUGCCACGAGCUGCACAGGGCAGCCGUGUCGGCCGAUGCAUGGCUUCCUAGGGUCAUCCCGUACCUGUGGUAUCACGUUCCUAUCGAGUUUGCAGAGUCGCCAGAAUUACUCGCUACGCAGGCACCCAAGGACAUGCCGCCGGACGAUGCACUCAAGCAAGCGCAAGCGUAUCAUGCCAUGUUUCUCGAAGCACUUCGGAAGAGGGAGCGAGGCGAGCCGUACUGCUGGCGUGAUGACCGCAUGGUAGUAUAA